This is a messenger RNA of Aspergillus ibericus CBS 121593, 972 nucleotides long. RefSeq names its product translation initiation/elongation factor MRX8. Gene Ontology annotation, molecular function: GTP binding. The transcript is spliced from 2 exons. The coding region runs from base 1 to 972 and encodes 323 amino acids. Gene Ontology annotation, cellular component: mitochondrion. The record is from RefSeq and is a predicted model, not a curated record. NCBI's taxonomy places the organism in Eukaryota, Fungi, Ascomycota, Eurotiomycetes, Eurotiales, Aspergillaceae.
AUGAAGAACCGACUAUUCUCCCUCACCACGCUUUCCCAACGGAAAUCCCCGUUCCCUUCCUUCCACCGCAACCUUUCGACGACUGUCACGCCGCCCUCCAAUCCGCCUCCUAAUCCGCACCCAAACAAGACAUUGCUUCAGGACCUCUCCCCCACCGCAUUCAACUACUACUGGGAGAGACCAGAGCCCACCGAAGAACAACUAGCCUACGCCAACAAGUUCUUCGCGCGUUCUCGCCACUCCCCAUUCCGAGUAUGGUCCGCGGCCAAAUUCCGCACGACGCCGGUCGAUACCGGGACGCCUGAAGUAGCGUUCCUGGGGCGGUCGAAUACCGGGAAAAGCUCCUUGUUGAAUUGCAUUAUGGAUGACAAGAUAUGCUAUGCGUCGUCGAAACCCGGCCGGACAGUGACGAUGAAUGCGUUCGGAGUUGGAGGGACGAAGGGCGGCGAGUCGAAGGUCAUACUGCUCGAUAUGCCGGGGUACGGAAAAGGCAGUAGAACGGAAUGGGGACAAGAGAUCAUGAAGUAUCUGAAGAAGAGGAAGCAGCUCCGACGCGCCUUCAUCAUGAUAGACGGAGAACACGGCAUCAAGCACUCCGAUAAGGAAAUCCUUGAGCUGUUUCGCCGCUACGCGAUCCCACACCAGGUGAUCGUCUCGAAAGUUGAUAAGAUCCUGGCGAAGAGAAAGAGCCAGCUCCUGACAGGAGUCACGGAUGAGAAUAUACUUGCGGUGCAUAAAACGCUGGAAAAGUUGAAGCCGAUUGUUCAGCCCACUGGUCGAACAGAGGGCCCCCCUGCUUUGGGUGAGUUAUUGACGAGUAGUUCGUUGGCUUACAGAAGCCCCAGGGAUUACGUGGGAGUCGCUGCCAUCCGCUGGGCUAUUCUGUCCGCUGCUGGAUACGACGGCGCAGUGGAGGUGAAGGCCGAACAACCCGUAUCUCCGGACUCGACCACCUCUGAGGAGGAGCCUUGA